Phoenix dactylifera (date palm) is the source of this 2247-nucleotide messenger RNA. It is a transcript of the gene BST1, whose product is annotated as DNAse I-like superfamily protein. The record is from RefSeq and is a predicted model, not a curated record. Gene Ontology annotation, molecular function: phosphatidylinositol-4,5-bisphosphate 5-phosphatase activity; phosphatidylinositol-3,4,5-trisphosphate 5-phosphatase activity; inositol-polyphosphate 5-phosphatase activity. NCBI's taxonomy places the organism in Eukaryota, Viridiplantae, Streptophyta, Magnoliopsida, Arecales, Arecaceae. Gene Ontology annotation, biological process: phosphatidylinositol dephosphorylation.
UCUCCCUCCCACAUAAGUUGGCGGGAGAGUUCGUUGUCUUCAACAACGUUAGCAGCGAAAGGAGGCCAAAACGGAAAACAGAGUACGGCCUCGCGGCCACCUGUAGCCACCCCUCGUUUCAGGCCUUGGCUCUCUUUCCAUCUCCCAAAACCUCUCUCCACCAUCCAAUCUUCCGUCCCCCCUGCCUCCAUCCCACCCGCUCUCGCUUGCCGGCAAGCCUCUCCGGCGACCAUGGAAUUAUGAGAAGAAUUGAAAGACGGCAGAAACCAAGUCCAUCAAUUGACGCUCGGUUUCGUUUCCAUCUGAAUGUCCACUCAAGAACAGCCUCGUGAUAUGACCAAAUCCAGCGCUAGUAAUGAAAAUUCCGUCAAGAAUGAUAAGAAGAAGAAGUCCAUCAUACCAAAUAUUUUUAGCAAGAAGGGGAAGAAUGGGGGAAGUGCAAAUGACGAUAUAUUCCCGCGGAGGGAUAUUGUUUAUGAUUUAGAGAGGAGGUACAUGAUAAGGAGAAGUUUCAUGGACACAUCUCCAGUUAUCAGAAAAAGCUUUUCAGAUAGACACUCGAGCUCACGCAUCGAAGGUCUGAAUCUAUGCAGCUUCGAACGGCCAUGCCGGCAACCUUCUGAAAUUCAGGAAUUCCGGAUAUUUGUGGCAACAUGGAAUGUAGGGGGGAAGCCUCCACACAAUGGUAUCAACCUAGAAGAUUUUCUACAAGUAGAAGGAUCCUCAGACAUCUAUAUCUUAGGGUUUCAGGAAAUAGUUCCUUUAAACGCAGGGAAUGUGUUGGUGAUUGAGGACAAUGAGCCUGCUGCGAAAUGGCUCGCCCUCAUCAGCCAAGCUCUCAACAAGCCCCAAGACCAGUCCUCCAGGGAUGACUCCUCUGAUCCCAACACUGGCUCAAAACAAAGUAAAGAUUCCAAGUCCACGAGCGGCCUCCCCUUCUUCCAAAAGCCUUCACUCAAGGUCCUCAGCAAGAACUAUCGUGUUGAUAGUGCUCUUGUUAAGACCUGCAAUUGCGGAUCGGAGCCCUCCAGCGUCCGGCGAAGGGCAAGAGAGCUCAGGGAGUUCGUCCAGAGAAUUGAGUCCACCGACGAGGACUCUCCGAUUACAAAGUUUGCAGGCUCCGAUCAGCAAAACCAGAUGAACUACUGUUUGAUCUCGAGCAAGCAAAUGGUUGGUAUCUUCCUCUCCGUGUGGGUCAGGAGUGAGCUGGUGCAACACAUCGGCCACCUUAGGGUGGCCACCUUGGGGAGAGGGAUCAUGGGCUGCCUUGGUAACAAGGGGUGCAUUGCGAUGAGCAUGUCGCUUCAUCGGACGACCUUUUGCUUCGUCUGCAGCCAUUUGGCUUCAGGAGAGAAGGGGGGCGAUGAGCUAAGGAGGAACUCAGAUGUCAAUGAGAUCCUGAAGAGCACACAGUUUCCUAGGAUUUGCAAGACCCCGGGUCGUCGAAUUCCUGAAAAAAUCCUUGAACAUGAUCGAGUGAUAUGGUUUGGUGAUUUGAACUACCGUGUAGCACUAAGCUAUGACGAGACAAGAGUGCUUCUGGAGGAUAAUGACUGGGAUGCACUCCUAGAAAAAGAUCAGUUAAAAUUAGAGAAAGAAGCAGGGAGAGUAUUCAAUGGGUGGAAGGAAGGGAAGAUCUAUUUUGCUCCUACUUACAAAUACUCACACAACUCCGAUUCUUAUGCUGGGGAGACAGUAAAAUCUAAGAAGAAGCGUAGAACACCUGCAUGGUGCGAUCGAAUAUUAUGGCAUGGGAACGGAAUAGAACAGCUUCAGUAUAUAAGAGGAGAGUCGAGAUUCUCCGAUCAUAGGCCUGUCUGUGCCGUAUUCGUGGCUCAGGUUGAUAUGAGCAAUGGUGGCAGAGGCAGAAUGGUUUAUUCCAGUGUCGGUUCGAGGAUUCCUUUCGAUGAACUCAUACCUCAGAGACACAGCUUCUAUGAAUUCUAAAAGGGAGAUUUCUCUUAUUGUGUAUACUUAUAUAAUGAAGAAAGGUUGUAUCUAUGUCCCUAGCUUGCUUGUAGCUCUCAAAUUAAUUACGUCUCCAAACAAGGCCAACAAAAUUGGUUUUUGGCAUGUAAAAUAGCUGUCAGGAACUCAGGUCUUCUACGUUUCUUGUGUCCUUUUUUCCCCCAAAAUUUCUUUUGAGGGCAAUGGGAACUACAUGUAACAAACACCAUAUAUAUCACAAGAGAAACUAAUAAUAUAAAGGCAUCAGUAAAUACACUGACCCCCAUUCAAUAAAAAAUA